Molecule: messenger RNA, 1257 nt
Organism: Gadus chalcogrammus (walleye pollock)
Lineage: Eukaryota; Metazoa; Chordata; Actinopteri; Gadiformes; Gadidae
Product: interleukin-10 receptor subunit beta-like
Exons: 7
Coding region: 41-1060 (339 amino acids)
Molecular function (GO): protein binding
Source: RefSeq, a predicted model, not a curated record
CGCCGAAAGAGAGCAGAGAGCUCGCUGUGUUCACGUUGCCAUGGCAGCCAGGAUCAGAGUCCUCAUAGUCGCCGCGAGCUUACUCCAAUUCACCGAGGUGUCCUCACAGCUGCCCAAACCGGACAACGUGAUGGUGGUCUCCUUCAACAUGGGGACCGUCCUCACCUGGGACAUCCCAGAAUACUCCCCCAGCAAUCUCACCUACACAGCCCAGAUGAGGGGCAUGGAGGACUUCCAGACAGUGUGUAACCACACAGGGGACCGGCACUGUGACAUGGGGCCCGUCCCCAGCUGUCUGGGGGUCUUCGUCCUGAGGGUCCGGGCGGAGGCCGGGACCGCGAAGUCCUGCUGGGUGAAGGUCCUCCACAAACCCUCGGAGGACACCGUCAUCGGGGCCCCCACCCUGCAGGUGGAGUUCAAAGCCGAAGAGGUGGAGGUGGUGAUGGCGGACCCCGUGCUCAGGGUGCUCCGCCCGCUGACAGACUGCUACAGCAAGGUCUCCUACGUGCUGCAGUACUGGAGGAAGGACCGGCCUGACCACGUGCUGGAGAAGAAGGGUGUGGCAGACAAGAGGGUGCGACUGAGGCUGAACGACCCUGGGAACAGCUACUGCAUUCAGGCUCGUGUGGACCCCUAUGGGCGAGAGGGCCUCUUCAGCGAGCCAGUAUGUGAUCAAUCAGGUGAUAACAAGCUGCCGGGACGUUUGGUGGUCGGUUUGGCGCUGGCGUCAUUGGCCCUCCCUCUCUCACUGCUGGUUGGUUGGUUGACCUACAAAGCAAACAGAUUCCUGAAUCCUAAGACUGCUCUUCCUUCCCUGCUCCAGAAGCAUCUGUCCCAGGCCAACGCUACCACUAUCGACUCAACCAACCAGCGGGCCCCAGCUCUGACCCAGGAGCAGUCGGAGAAGAUCAGCUUGUUCUAUGAGGAGCACAGCAUCUGUGAGGUGGUCCUCAAACAAGACCAAGGCUGUGAUGACAACGGGAGUAAAGGAGAGGGUGAAGGGCUGAAGAGCUACUGCAACUUCCUGCAACUGAAUCACUGGUCCUAUAGAAACCUUUAAAGGCCUUUUUGACAUAUUAUACCACCAGGUGUGAGUGUGAUUAGCCGUUACGAGCCGUUUUGAAAAUCUGCCCCUACUGACAUCACAAGUGGGCUUGUCCACCUAGAUGUAUGCUGGAUAGAUCAGUCUACCAGCAAGCCCAGUGCACUGUAGUAAACGUUACUCAUCGAUCUGUGAAACAUCUAGGUGGAAACGCC